Molecule: messenger RNA, 168 nt
Organism: Fusarium odoratissimum NRRL 54006
Lineage: Eukaryota; Fungi; Ascomycota; Sordariomycetes; Hypocreales; Nectriaceae
Exons: 1
Coding region: 1-168 (55 amino acids)
Source: RefSeq, a predicted model, not a curated record
AUGGAGGAUCUGCGAGUACAUUUCGAGGGCGAUCAGAUGGAGGGUGCUGGGCAGGAUAGUGCUGAGAACCACAGUCCUCAGACGAGAGUUGCUGAGGGGAAAGGUAUUGAUGUUAAGAUGACUGAUGCUGAGGUGGACGAGGCCCGGUACAUGAGCCAAGCCGAAUAG